UCUUCACGAUAUAUAAUCCCAAUAGAGAAAGAGAAACUAACAGCAAUAAAGAAACUAAACCUACAUAUAUACGAACCUUAUUAUAUAGUUUUCAUUUCAUCCGUUCUUCUUCUUAUUCUCACUCAAAUGCACAUUCUAAGUUAUUACUCAUCACAACAAGGCAAUAAUAAUAAUAAUACAAUGCAACCCUCAUCCUCUAUGGAAAACAAUGAUUUGGAGAACAACAAUAGCAAUAAGGGAGUUUCAAACAACAUCAAUGGUAGUGGUAGUGGUAUUUUUGCAAAGACACCAUCAAUGGUGGUGAGAAAGAAGUCAUCAUCAGAAGAUUCAAUUAUUGUCACAAACAAUAGCAAUGGUCGAAUGGAAAUGCUUAGGAAUUUCGUGACAAAUUUGAGAGAGGUCAUUCUUGGAACUAAGCUUGCUGUGCUUUUUCCGGCAGUGCCUUUGGCUGUUGCUGCAGAUUUGUAUAGCUUUGGAAGGCCGUGGAUAUUUGCAUUAAGCUUAAUCGGACUUGCCCCGCUAGCAGAACGUGUCAGCUUCCUCACUGAGCAAAUUGCCUACUACACUGGUCCAACAGUUGGAGGGCUUCUGAAUGCUACAUGUGGAAAUGCAACGGAGAUGAUAAUUGCAUUAUUAGCACUGCGCAAGAACAAAGUGGAUGUUGUCAAGUUCUCCCUUUUGGGUUCCAUUCUCUCGAACCUUCUUUUGGUUCUUGGUAGUUCACUCCUUUGUGGUGGCUUGGCCAACCUUAAGAGGGAGCAAAGAUAUGACAGGAAACAAGCAGAUGUGAACUCACUGCUAUUGUUGCUGGGGUUGCUGUGCCAUUUGCUGCCAUUACUGUUCAGAUACGCAUUAGCAGGGGGAAGUUAUUCAAUUGCCACUUCUACCCUUCAGUUAUCAAGAGCAAGCAGUGUUGUCAUGCUAAUUGCAUAUCUUGCAUAUAUUGUUUUCCAGUUAAAAACUCAUCGAGUAAUAUUUGAUGCACAAGAGGAAGAAGAUGAUGAAGAAAAGGCCGUUUUAGGAUUUUGGAGUUCAUUUUCAUGGUUGGUUAUUAUGACAUUGGUCAUAUCUGUGCUGUCCGAAUAUGUUGUGGGAACAAUUGAGGCUGCUUCAGAUUCUUGGGGCAUUUCGGUUAGCUUCAUUAGCCUAAUCUUGCUUCCAAUUGUUGGGAACGCUGCUGAACAUGCUGGUGCAAUCAUAUUUGCUUUUAAGAACAAGUUGGACAUAUCUUUGGGCGUUGCUAUGGGAUCGGCAACUCAAAUUUCCAUGUUUGUGGUUCCAUUAAGUGUGAUUGUUGCAUGGAUAAUGGGCAUUCGAAUGGAUCUGGACUUCAAUCUUCUUGACACAGGGUGUCUUGCUUUGGCAAUUCUUGUUACGGCAUUUACUUUACAGGAUGGAACUUCACAUUACUUGAAGGGAGUUGUUCUUACCCUAUGUUACAUUGUAAUUGCUGCGUGCUUUUUUGUUCUCAAAACUCCAUUUACCGACGACCCUGACAUCGAAACUAAAACAUCCUAUCAUGCUGUGGCCUAAAUAAAAUGGUUUUGUUCCCAGAAGCUAAGCUAUGUCACCCUCUUUGCUUGUAACUGAAGCUCCUCACCUGGAUUGGAGAAUGACACCUUUUCUAUGCUUGGUGGAACAUAACAUAUGUGCCUUAGUAGCCGAGGGUUUGAGACUAAACAUAUUUCAAUGCUUUGUAUAACUUUUUCUUUGCAAUAAGGUUAAAUUUACUCUUAGAAAAAGAAAUAAUAAGGUUAAAGAUUUUGGGUCUUCGCAUAUCCAAACCCCCCUCCUCCCCCCCUUUUUUUUAUUUUUUUGUUUCUCCUAUUAUUCCCUCUGUUUUAAUUCCCUAACUACCUUUUCCUUAUUUUUAAUGGAUAUUACUUUUUCAUGUA
Messenger RNA from Arachis ipaensis, 1895 nucleotides. RefSeq names its product vacuolar cation/proton exchanger 3. The record is from RefSeq and is a predicted model, not a curated record. Gene Ontology annotation, cellular component: plant-type vacuole membrane. NCBI's taxonomy places the organism in Eukaryota, Viridiplantae, Streptophyta, Magnoliopsida, Fabales, Fabaceae. Gene Ontology annotation, biological process: intracellular calcium ion homeostasis; calcium ion transmembrane transport. Gene Ontology annotation, molecular function: calcium:proton antiporter activity.